GUUCUCACUUGUCUCUUGUAUAAUAGUGCUUUAUAUUUCAGGUUAUUUGCCAAUAAGCAUUAAAAAUAACCAAUCAUGGCAUCUGCCAUAGCUCAGCACGCUAAUGCCAAGGUUGUGAGCAGCCUCAGGCGUGUUUUUGUUGUUGGAGUUGGGAUGACAAAAUUUGAGAAACCUGGACGUCGAGAGAACUUCGACUAUCCUGACAUGGCUAGAGAAGCUGUCACCAAAGCUCUGGCUGACUGCAGACUACCCUACACAGCUGUGGAACAGGCUGCUGUGGGAUAUGUCUAUGGCGACUCAACAUCUGGACAAAGAGCUCUGUACGAGAUUGGACUCACAGGAGUGCCUGUCUACAAUGUCAACAACAACUGCGCCACUGGCUCCACUGCUCUCUACUUGGCCAGAAAUCUCAUCCAGGGAGGCAUGGCUCAGUGUGUCCUGGCGCUUGGCUUUGAGAAAAUGCAGCGUGGUUCCCUCUCGAGUGUUUUUGAAGAUCGCGUCAACCCCUUGGAGCGCCACGUCAUGCGGAUGGCCGAGUCAUGUGGUCUAGAGGGUGCCCCCAUGGCAGCCCAGCUCUUCGGAAACGCUGCCAAGGAGCACAUGAAGCGUUAUGGCACCUCGCCUCAACACUUGGCAAAAAUUGCAUUCAAGAACCAUAAGCACAGCGUUAAUAACCCUUACUCUCAGUUCCAAACUGAGUACAGCCUGGAGGAGAUAGAAGGUUCUGCUAAAGUGUUUGACCCGCUGAGCAAGCUUCAGUGUUGUCCCACCAGCGACGGAGGCGCGGCCGCUGUUCUGGCCUCAGAAGAAUUUGUGAAGCAACACAAGCUGCAGGACCGAGCUGUCGAGAUCAUCGGCAUGGAGAUGAGCACAGACCUUCCUUCUACGUUUGAAGGCGACAUAAUGAGACUGGUGGGAUACGACAUGACCAAAUCGGCGGCACAAAGGCUCUACAGCAAGAGCGGUGUUGGUCCCCAGGACGUCCAAGUGGUGGAGCUGCACGACUGCUUCAGCGCUAAUGAGCUCAUCACUUACGAGGCCCUAGGUUUGUGCGGUGAAGGCGAGGCAGGUCGCUUCAUAGACGCAGGCGACAACACGUACGGGGGGCGCGUGGUGGUCAACCCGUCCGGUGGCCUCAUCUCUAAAGGCCAUCCGCUCGGCGCCACGGGGAUAGCACAGUGUUGUGAACUGUGCUGGCAGCUGCGUGGUGAAGCAGACAAGCGCCAAGUUGAAAACGUGAAAGUAGCUCUGCAGCAUAACCUUGGACUUGGUGGAGCUGUGGUUGUUUCUCUUUACAAAAUGCCACAGUUUGAUGGAGAAUCUAGUGACAAUGAGGACUUCAAAGCUGUGGAGGAGGUGUUUGAGGUGAUGCGAGCAGCGCUGGAGCGCGAUGGCAAGAAUCUUGUGAAAAAGGCUAACGGCAUCUUUAAAUUUGUGGUCACAAAACCUAGUGGAGGAGAAGAGACUUGGAUUGUUGAUGUCAAAAAUGGCUCUGGAAGUGUCACCCGAGGAGGUUCAGGCACAAGUGACGUGACCAUCACCAUGGCCGACUCUGACCUCCUGAAGCUGCUGCACGGGAAGCUGAACGCUCAGAAGGCUUUCUUCAUGGGACUCUUGAAGAUCAAAGGAAAUAUGGGCCUCGCCAUGAAACUGCCCGACUUCCUCAAGGAUGCUCAGAGUAUCAAGGCUAAACUUUAAGACACGUUAUUUUUCAAUAGAGGCAUCUUGUUCCUGCUUCGUGGUGCAAUAAAAUUUUGUGGCAACUGAGCUUAUUUAUAUAUUGUUUUGAUUGAUAUCUUUCUGAUGAAACACUGUUAAACUUUUGAAAAGUACGGUACUUGAUUUUUUUAUUCUAUGUAAUGUUUGGAAUUUUCCGACGAGGAGUUUUAAUGUCAAUCUUAGUGGGGUAUUGAGAUAUUUGCCAUUGUAUAACCAAACUUCUAUUUCUGUUGUACGCGAAAAAUUAUUUCCACGAUUUACAUUUGGGCCUGCAUUACUUCUAAUGUAGCGUCAGAGUAAAGUUUAAAUUUUUGUGCUUUCAUUCAUCUUUAACAGGCCAGGUAGUGAGAAAAUUUUUUAAUUUAUUUGUCCCGGCAAUUAUCCAACCAGAAACAUAACCAGAAAAAAACUCAUCGCAAAAAAUUUCAAACAUCCAGACUUCAUUUAUUAAAAUAGUUUGGAAAUUUAUUUAGUGAAUAGUUUUGAUUUGUGUUCUCCUGGAAACUUCAUCUUCCGUGUAACUUUCUAACCAAAAAACAUUAAACUUUAGCAAUUAUUGUAUUGUUACAAUGUUCGUGGGAUGAAAGUAAAUGUUGAGGUAACCAUGGUGUCUACUGGUAUAUAGAGCUUCUAUAAUAUAUUUUUAUACUGAAGUCCACUGCAUCUUGCAAGAGUAUAUUUUAGCUAUGUGUGAUUGGUGAGUAAAUCAUAUCAUUGUUUAAAUUAUCUGGUGUUCUAUAACAACACUAGGGUUUGUUUGUAUAAGUAAAUAGUUUUUAUUUAAUUUUUAAUUGACGCCUGCCUCAAAAAUGACACUGUAUUUUGGGUCGCAUGUGGACUGUUUUUAUUAAAGGACUAAUACGUCUUUAGUCCUCUUGCUCCAUCUUGUAGUUUGUAAGCGCAUCUUAUUUUUCCAGGAUUUUAAGACUUCAUUCAGGUAGAUUAAAUUCAUGGAUUGAUGCUAAAUAUUGUGUCCUUAUUCGCGUGAAAAUUUGUAUUCUGAUUUGCCUUCACGUUAUAUUACUGCUCUCCAUGCACAAAAGUCACGUGCUGUGAGCUUGCAUUGCGUCAGCUCUUGAAACUUGUUUACUCUUUUGAAAUCAUUAUUUACUCUUUCAUCCUGGACUCCUUACCUUGACCGGGAGUAACUCUCUAAACUGAAAGAGUCUUCAAUUCUUCAAAAGGUGCACCCUUUGUGCCGUAUCUAUGGGGAUUAGGAAUUUUUAAUUGGGGAGUAUAUGUUUGGUGGGAAUUCAGAACUUUGUUGUACACUUGUUGCUUUACAUUAAAAAAUUAAUCAG
Hyalella azteca is the source of this 3020-nucleotide messenger RNA. Its product is annotated as sterol carrier protein 2. Gene Ontology annotation, molecular function: acyltransferase activity, transferring groups other than amino-acyl groups. The transcript is spliced from 11 exons. The record is from RefSeq and is a predicted model, not a curated record. The coding region runs from base 76 to 1698 and encodes 540 amino acids. Lineage: Eukaryota; Metazoa; Arthropoda; Malacostraca; Amphipoda; Hyalellidae.